Messenger RNA from Knipowitschia caucasica, 2913 nucleotides. The record is from the annotation of a GenBank genome assembly. NCBI's taxonomy places the organism in Eukaryota, Metazoa, Chordata, Actinopteri, Gobiiformes, Gobiidae.
AUGGGGCGAGCCAGAGGGCUGCUGGUUCAGCCCAAUGAAGAAGGACUGGGCCGAGCCAGGGGACUGGCCUUUGCAGCUGGAGAACCACAGAUCGGUAUUGCUAGAGGUGCGGUUUUACCCACUCUACAACCAAAACCGAGACCAGCACCUGUAGAAGAGCUUGAGGCACCUCGUCAGAUAAUAAAAACUGAGGACAUACCCCUUCAAGGACAGGGCUCGACGCUUGUCUCAAUGUUUAGAGGAAUGGGGCUUGAGCCCUCAAAGUUAUCAUUGGGAAGAGGAUCCAUACCAAUAGGACGAGGUUUUGGGGGAGACUCUGUGAAUCUAUCAUGCUCCUCUCCAGUCUUCAGUGAGUCAAAAAGCCUAAGCAAACCACAUGAAGCACUGGGCCGAGGCAACAGUGUGCCUGGGCACCAGAGGAUGUUGGGGCUGGGGAGAGCAGCGAUGCCACCAAUUGGAGCUGGACGACCACCGGCAACUCUUUCUCACGCACCAGGCCGAACAGAACCCAUUACUCCAAUUUUACCUGCAGUUUUACCAGAAACACCUCCACAAACACCAUUACUACCCUCAGGUGAGGCAGAGCCAGCAAAAUCAGAACUCAAAAUGGAGGCCAUCAGUGAGCCCCUGCAUAAAAUUGGGACUCAAGGAGCACCUAUUACCAUUGGCUCAAACCACAUCGUUAUAAAAUGCAAGAACGAAGCAGUGUAUCAGUACCAUGUUACAUUUGUCCCCAAUGUUGAAUCUAUGGCCAUGCGUUUUGGAAUGAUGAAAGAUCAUCGCCCUACUACUGGAGAAGUUGUGGCAUUUGACGGCUCCAUCUUGUAUCUUCCUGUUAAACUGAAUGACGUGGUCCUCCUUAAAAGUCUUAGAAGGACUGACAAUGAGGAAGUCCAAAUCAAAAUUCAGAUGACAAAGAUCUUGCCACCCAGCUCUGAUCUUUGCAUUCCCUUCUACAAUGUGGUUUUAAGAAGAAUUAUGAAAAUCAUUGGUUUGAAGAUGGUUGGACGGAAUCAUUUUGACCCAGAAAGUGCAGUCAUUCUCGGAAAGCAUCGGCUGCAGGUAUGGCCAGGGUUUGCCACAAGUAUAAAGCGCUUAGAUGGAGGGCUGCUUCUCAGUGUGGAAGUGAUUCACAAAGUGUUGAGGAAUGAUUCUGUGCUGGAUGUAAUGAAUGUAUUGUAUCAGCAAAGCAAGGAAAACUUCCAGGAUGAGUGCACCAAAGAGCUGUUGGGCAGCAUUGUGAUCACACGCUACAACAACCGCACGUACCGCAUUGACGCCAUCGAGUGGAACAAGUCACCCAAAGACACUUUCACUUUGAUGGACGGAACAAAAACCACUUUUGUCGAAUAUUACAGCAAGAACUACGGCAUUACCAUUAAGGAGAUGGACCAGCCCCUGCUUAUGCACCGACCAAAGGAACGAUCAAAGCCAGGAGGAAAGCAAGUCAUCACUGGGGAAAUCCUUCUGGUGCCAGAGCUUUCCUUUAUGACUGGUAUUCCUGAGAAAAUGAAAAAAGACUUCAAAUCAAUGAAGGACCUGACAAAGUACAUCAAUGUGAGCACAGAACAGCAUACCCACUCAAUAAAACAGCUUUUGAAGAAGUUUAACACCCACCCAGAGAGUCAGAAAGAACUCAACAAGUGGGGCCUGGAAGUUGGCUCAGAGAUUAUGAUAAUUAAAGGGAGAUCUCUGCCAUUUGAGACGAUCUGUUUGCAAAGUUCGUCUUUCACCACAGGAACGGAUGUGUCCUGGUCUCGAGAGAUUGUCAGGGAUCCUUCCAUCAGUUCAGUCCCAUUAAACACUUGGGCCCUCUUUUACCCUCGUCGCUGUGCCGAGCAGGCAGAGGAACUGGUGUCAACCUUCAAAAAGGUGGCAGGACCCAUGGGUGUCAAAGUGGAGCGCCCCAUCCGUGUGGAGCUCCGAGACGACCGCACAGAGAAUUAUGUAAAGAGUAUCCACUCACAACUCACCAGUGAGCCCAACAUACAGUUGGUUGUGUGCAUUAUAGUUGGAAACAGGGAUGACCUCUACAGUGCUGUCAAGAAACUUUGCUGCGUGAAAAAUCCAAUUCCUUCCCAGGCAAUCAAUGUUAGGACAAUUUCCCAACCACUGAAACUGAAAAGUGUUGCCCAAAAAAUAAUUCUGCAGAUCAACAGUAAACUUGGUGGCGAACUGUGGACGGUCAAUGUCCCUCUGAAAAACAUGAUGGUGGUUGGAGUUGAUGUUCAUCAUGACACAAGCAAGUCCCGUCAGUCCGUUAUGGGCUUUGUUGCAAGUGUUAACAGCUCAUUGACCAGAUGGUACUCCAGAGUAACCUUCCAGACCCCCUCUGAGGAGCUCAUAUGUGGCUUCAGGGUUUGUCUAUUGGCUGCGCUACAAAAGUACUAUGAGGUAAACCACAACUUGCCGGAGAAAAUUGUGGUCUAUCGUGAUGGGGUUUCUGAAGGGCAGCUCAAUGUGGUGGAGGAGUAUGAGCUCCCACAGAUCCUAAAAUCCUUAGAAACAUUCCCCGACUACGAACCCAAACUGGUCUUCAUCGUGGUCCAGAAGCGCAUCAACACUGUGCUCUACUCUUCACAUGGAAACACCUUCGGCAGCACUGCCCCUGGGACCGUCCUUGACCACACACUUACCAACAGAAAGUGGGUGGACUUCUUUUUGAUGGCCCACAGCAUCCGACAAGGCUGUGGACUUCCAACACACUACAUCUCUCUGUACAACACUGCAAAUCUGUCACCUGACCAUCUGCAAAGACUCACGUUCAAGAUGUGCCAUUUGUACUGGAAUUGGCCUGGUACCAUCCGUGUCCCAGCUCCAUGCAAGUACGCCCACAAACUGGCUUUCCUGUCAGGACAGUACCUGCACUCUGAACCUGCCAUCCAACUUUCAGACAAGCUGUUCUUCCUCUGA